ACGUCACAUUACGUCAUCACGCCUGCACUAGGAAUUGCAAGAUGGCGGAGAGUGCGGAAUUGAAGCAAAUGGUGAUGAGCCUGCGCGUGUCAGAGCUGCAGGUUCUGCUGGGUUACGCGGGCCGCAACAAACACGGGCGAAAACAUGAGCUCUUAACCAUGGCCUUGCAUCUCCUGAAAGCCGGCUGCAGCCCCGCCGUGCAGAUGAAAAUCAAGGAACUGUACUGCAGACGCUUCCCCACCAAGAUGGGCUCUCCCUCAGAGCUGGUCCUGCCCGGACCACACUACCCUGCCUCGGGAGGUGUGGCCGGAGGAGGGGGCACCGCUGCCCUGCCUGCCGGCCUCAGCCAGCUGGCGUAUGAGGGGCAUGGGCAUGGGGGAGUACCCUCGCCGGCCGCCCUGCUGCCCAUCUCAUUGCUGGGGCCUGGCAAGCACGAGCUCAGCGGGCUGGCGCACCACCUGCCCACCUCGGCCACCCUGCAUCCGGUGCACCCAGACGUCAAGCUGCAGAGGCUGCCCUUCUACGAUAUGCUGGACGAGCUCAUCAAGCCCACCAGUCUAGCGUCGGACAACAGCCAGCGGUUUCAGGAAACGUGUUUUGCGUUCGCACUAACGCCGCAGCAAGUCCAACAGAUUAGCAGCUCAAUGGACAUCUCGGGGACCAAAUGUGACUUCACAGUACAAGUUCAGUUACGGUUUUGUCUCUCUGAGACGAGUUGUCCUCAGGAAGACCACUUUCCGCCCAAUCUGUGUGUGAAGGUGAACGGGAAGCCAUGCAACCUCCCGGGCUAUCUUCCUCCAACGAAAAAUGGUGUGGAGCCGAAGCGCCCCAGCCGGCCCAUCAACAUUACCUCAGUGGUCAGACUAUCCACCACAGUCCCCAACACCAUCGUGGUGUCUUGGACCUCAGAGGUUGGAAGGCACCUUCUGUGUUUUCAGAGCUACUCUCUGGCGGUUUACCUGGUCAAGCAGCAGUCGUCCACAGUACUGUUGCAGAGACUACGGUCCAAAGGCAUCAGGAACCCAGACCAUUCCAGAGCACUCAUCAAAGAGAAGCUAACGGCAGAUCCAGACAGUGAAAUCGCCACCACCAGCCUGCGUGUGUCGCUGCUCUGUCCGCUGGGGAAGAUGCGGCUGAUGAUCCCAUGCCGGGCGCUGACGUGUUCCCACCUGCAGUGUUUUGACGCUACGCUGUACAUCCAGAUGAAUGAGAAGAAACCCACCUGGGUUUGUCCCGUCUGUGAUAAGAAAGCCCCCUACGAACAUCUCAUCAUUGACGGGUUGUUUAUGGAGAUCCUGAACAGCUGUGUAGACUGUGAUGAGAUCCAGUUUAAGGAGGAUGGCUACUGGGCCCCCAUGAGGACAAAGAAGGAAGUACAGGAGGUCUCGUCAGCCUCCUACAGCAACGGACUGGAAGGCUUGCAUCGGUCGGCGGUAGGGGAGCAGAGGAGCUCGUCGUCCCACAACGGGGGCAGCAGUAGGAUGAAGGUGGAGGUGAUCGACCUAACCCUGGACAGCUCCUCAGAGGACGACGAUGAUGACCAACCGCCCCUCAAGAGGGCCUGCCCCUCCCUGUCCCCCACCUCGCCUCCCAUCGUCAACAAGGGAGUGUUGAACCUGCACCACCAGGUGUCCCCAGUGAGCCGGACCCCCAGCAUGCCGUCUGUGGACACCAGCUACAUCCCCCCUGUACCUCCCCUCAUCCAGGACUACCGUCCAUACUACCACGCCCCAAACCAGCUCACAGAUCUGAAUUUCUUCUCCUUUCUACAAGGGGACAAUCAUCAGCAUUACAACAUGGUGAUGGCCGCCGCCGCUGCUGCCUCCGCGUCAGACGACCACGAGCUCCUUCUCAACCACUUCCGUCCCUACACCACCUCCUCGUCCUCCUCCCAGCUGUUCCUGGACCAAUCUGGGGCGCCCUCCUCUGGCUCGCUGGCGCCCGUCAACGGUGGGGAUGGUGGAGGAAACAGCAGCGGUGGCAGCAACAGUAGCCUAGUAUCCUCUAGCAGUCUGAGAGACACUCACAGCACACACUCCACACACUCACACACACACCCCACGCACUCACACACACACCCCACGCACUCACACACACACCCCGGCGUAGGAGGUCGGUCCAGUGCUGAUGUGGCGGCGGCCGCAGCCCUCUACGGAGCCAUCCCCGACGUGAUCUCACUAGACUGACGAUUUUGUUUUGGGCGACUAGCGACUGACUCCGAAACAGAGGGUUUGUUGGUUGUUUAAUGGAGGAUGCCGUCGUGACUAAACUGACCCAGAAACAGUUUAACGGUCCCACCCAGUCUACAGCUCUGGUUUUGAGUUGUGUCGUUAAGGCUGACUCCAGAACAGUGGAAUACCUGUCUGUGGCGGAGCCGGUCCCGAGGUGACGUUUGACUGGUCACACCCCACAGAUGGAUGGGAUUGGCACCUAGUGUUGCUAGACUGACUCCAGAACAGUUAUCGGUUGGUAGCUGGCUCCCUGACAUCAUUCCACUAGACUGAUUCCAGAACAGUGAGAUAUCAGAAAGGUCUCUGGGUUUCAUCUCUGAAGUCGACGGACUAGACUGGACCUAGAUCAGCUCCCUGCUGGUACCUACCAGAAACGCUAGCCGUGCAAAAAACGGAGGAAGGCUCUUUUUUUUGUACGAAAAGAGCAACGCUGUGUACAGAGAACAAAAAGUAUAUUUUCUCUUUUUACUUUUGUAUAUUAAUUAAUUGAAGACUUUUUCUGUCCCGUAAGUAACUUCAGUUGCUGUUUUGAAGUGGAGACUGAAGAUGUAUCCACACAGCUAUACAUAUGUUGCCCUGCGAUAAUCUGAACUUGAAUAUCUCAUUACUUUUCUUUGGUUUUUAUCCUGUUCGAUCUGAUGGGGAUUCUCCUCACACAUCCAUGGCAUUACCUCUUGACAUUUUCAACUUAUCAAUCUCUCUCUACUCUUCAUUUUCAAAUCACAGUUGAAUUUCUUCUCCAAGACAAUAUCUUUUCCCUGGUUGACUUGUUUGUUACUGUAUAAUUUGUUUUGUGUUAUGCAUUCUAAGUUAUAUGUAAGAUAUGUGAAUAAGUCUCUCUGGAUAAUUGGGUCUGCUAAAUGACGUAAAUAUGAAUUCCCUAAGGACUUCAGGUUGAUGCUGUGAGGAGUGCAUAGCUAGGUGGGUAAUAUUAGACAUUUCUGCUUUUCGUCUCUGUAAAGGGCUAGUGCAGUCACAAUUCUGUUUUCCGGUGUUUUUAUCAUAGUGCACAACAGCUGAUGAAACUAACACUGUAAAAGUGUGAAAACAAUGUAAAUCAGUUUUAUUUCCUGAUAGUUGCUGGUUGAAAAUAAUCUACACAGAACCUUCUAAUCAGCAGGUUUACAUGGUAACAUCACCAUGUGGUAAAUUGGUUACUAGACCAAUAGCAAAGAGACUUCCAAACCUCUGCCAAUAACAGCUAGUUUUCAGUUUCCCCCCUUCCCACUCCCAGACCAGUCCCAGACCAGUCCCAGACCAGUCCCAGACCAGUCCCAGACCAGUCUCAGACAGUCCUGGCAAAAUUAUUGCUUUAGAAUGUUUUUUUCCCCUAAAAAGCAAAUUCUGCCCAUUUUAAUGGAAAUCUAUUACAGUAAGGUACUUCAUGUUACCCAGAAAUGAUUUGAUAUUGAUAUAAAAACGGCUGCAUUGGGCCUUUCAUUUCUCCCCCCCUUCAAUAGACCAUCUGUGCAGUAAUUAUGCCCAGUAUUUCAAUUUGACAACAUUUUAGCAGAAAAUGUGUUCACAUUUGUAUGGUUAUGAAAACUAUGGUAGACACAGAAUGCCUAUUUAACUUGAGAAAUACUCUACAGUCAUUUUAUGCUUUUAUUUGAAACUUCGUUAUAUUCUGUUUUUGCUUUGGUUUUGCUUAUUCAACCACUUUUGUCACCUUUUGCACAAUACCAAAAAUGAAGUCAACCCACACAGAGUGCAUGUGUAUCUGGGCGCUACAUUGCUUUCAGUCUAGUAUCCUCCACCUAUCACACGCUCUUCCUCUCUGUUUUCACCUGGUUGUUUGUGAGACACUGCAGCUAAACUCAUAGCAGAGAGGAGUACCCCGUAGAGGCGGAGGGGAGUACCCCGUAGAGGCGGAGGGGAGUACCCCGUAGAGGCGGAGAGGAGUACCCCGUAGAGGCGGAGGGGAGUACCCCGUAGAGACAGGGAGGAGUACCCCGUAGAGACAGGGAGGAGUACCCCGUAGAGACAGAGAGGAGUACCCCGUAGAGGCGGAGGGGAGUACCCCGUAGAGACAGAGAGGAGUACCCCGUAGAGGCGGAGAGGAGUACCCCGUAGAGGCGGAGGGGAGUACCCCGUAGAGGCGGAGGGGAGUACCCCGUAGAGACAGAGAGGAGUACCCCGUAGAGGCGGAGGGGAGUACCCCGUAGAGGCGGAGAGGAGUACCCCGUAGAGGCGGAGGGGAGUACCCCGUAGAGACAGGGAGGAGUACCCCGUAGAGGCGGAGAGGAGUACCCCGUAGAGGCGGAGGGGAGUACCCCGUAGAGGCGGAGGGGAGUACCCCGUAGAGGCGGAGGGGAGUACCCCGUAGAGACAGGGAGGAGUACCCCGUAGAGGCGGAGGGGAGUACCCCGUAGAGACAGGGAGGAGUACCCCGUAGAGGCGGAGGGGAGUACCCCGUAGAGACAGGGAGGAGUACCCCGUAGAGGCGGAGGGGAGUACCCCGUAGAGGCGGAGGGGAGUACCCCGUAGAGGCGGAGGGGAGUACCCCGUAGAGGCGGAGAGGAGUACCCCGUAGAGACGGAGAGGAGUACCCCGUAGAGGCGGAGGGGAGUACCCCGUAGAGACAGAGACAGACGUAUCUACUGUGUUAUAAAUGCUAUGGGGAUAUUGCUAAUAUGAGAGGCAGUUUCCAUCCAACUCAACUUUGACCAAGUACAUUGACUCAGUCAGAAUGUGACCUGGUGAAAUGGUGCUUUGAGUGAUAGAUAAUAUAGAGACAGAAUACAGACAGAGGAAUUUACACAGUGAACGUGUAACUAUAAUAGAAUGAGUGAAUUACCAGUCAGGAUAUAAAGGUAUAGGACCAGGCUCAGGCUAAACAGUCACUGCUGGUUAAAUAUACAGGAGACUCUCGUCAUUGGAACUCAACAACUGCCAUGUAAGCUCUUUCAGAAGACAUUAAAGAAUGUGUCAGGAUCCAAACAAUGACAGCAAUGUUUGUCACUUUUUCCUGCUGAAUCAGUUUUCCGCCAACAUAGACGAUAUGAAAAUAAAAUACAGGGUUUGUUCAGGCUACUGUACUGACUUUUAAAACUUUCCAAAAUCCCUGCUUUAGUGAUAGUCACAAUCAUCACAGUCACCUACAGUCACAAUCAUCACAGUCACCUACAGUCACAAUCAUCACAGUCACAAUCAUCACAGUCACCUACAGUCACAAUCAUCACAGUCACCUACAGUCACAAUCAUCACAGUCACAAUCAUCACAGUCACCUACAGUCACAAUCAUCACAGUCACCUACAGUCACAAUCAUCACAGUCACAAUCAUCACAGUCACCUACAGUCACAAUCAUCACAAUCACCUACAGUCACAAUCAUCACAGUCACCUACAGUCACAAUCAUCACAGUCACCUACAGUCACAAUCAUCACAGUCACCUACAGUCACAAUCAUCACAGUCACCUACAGUCAAAAACAGAUGCUUUUUUUCUUUGUUCCCAGAGAGGGAGAGAGGGAGGGAGGGAGAGACUAUGUUGAAGUCAUUGACAUUACCUUGUCCGUCAACCUUUUCUGUCUGUCCGUAGCCCAUUCCACCAUUCUGCUGAGUGUCUUUUCUGUCUGUCCGUAGCCCAUUCCACCAUUCUGCUGAGUGUCUUUUCUGUCUGUCCGUAGCCCAUUCCACCAUUCUGCUGAGUGUCUUUUCUGUCUGUCCGUAGCCCAUUCCACCAUUCUGCUGAGUGUCUUUUCUGUCUGUCCGUAGCCCAUUCCACCAUUCUGCUGAGUGUCUUUUCUGUCUGUCCGUAGCCCAUUCCACCAUUCUGCUGAGUGUCUUUUCUGUCUGUCCGUAGCCCAUUCCACCAUUCUGCUGAGUGUCUUUUCUGUCUGUCCGUAGCCCAUUCCACCAUUCUGCUGAGUGUCUUUUCUGUCUGUCCGUAGCCCAUUCCACCAUUCUGCUGAGUGUCUUUUCUGUCUGUCCGUAGCCCAUUCCACCAUUCUGCGGAGUGUCUUUUCUGUCUGUCCGUAGCCCAUUCCACCAUUCUGCGGAGUGUCUUUUCUGUCUGUCCGUAACCCAUUCCACCAUUCUGCUGAGUGUCUUUUCUGUCUGUCCGUAGCCCAUUCCACCAUUCUGCUGAGUGUCUUUUCUGUUUGUCCGUAGCCCAUUCCACCAUUCUGCGGAGUGUCUUUUCUGUCUGUCCGUAGCCCAUUCCACCAUUCUGCUGAGUGUCUUUUCUGUCUGUCCGUAGCCCAUUCCACCAUUCUGCUGAGUGUCUUUUCUGUCUGUCCGUAGCCCAUUCCACCAUUCUGCUGAGUGUCUUUUCUGUCUGUCCGUAGCCCAUUCCACCAUUCUGCUGAGUGUCUUUUCUGUCUGUCCGUAGCCCAUUCCACCAUUCUGCUGAGUGUCUUUUCUGUCUGUCCGUAGCCCAUUCCACCAUUCUGCUGAGUGUCUUUUCUGUCUGUCCGUAGCCCAUUCCACCAUUCUGCUGAGUGUCUUUUCUGUCUGUCCGUAGCCCAUUCCACCAUUCUGCUGAGUGUCUUUUCUGUCUGUCCGUAGCCCAUUCCACCAUUCUGCGGAGUGUCUUUUCUGUCUGUCCGUAGCCCAUUCCACCAUUCUGCUGAGUGUCUUUUCUGUCUGUCCGUAGCCCAUUCCACCAUUCUGCGGAGUGUCUUUUCUGUCUGUCCGUAGCCCAUUCCACCAUUCUGCUGAGUGUCUUUUCUGUCUGUCCGUAGCCCAUUCCACCAUUCUGCGGAGUGUCUUUUCUGUCUGUCCGUAGCCCAUUCCACCAUUCUGCGGAGUGUCUUUUCUGUCUGUCCGUAGCCCAUUCCACCAUUCUGCUGAGUGUCUUUUCUGUCUGUCCGUAGCCCAUUCCACCAUUCUGCUGAGUGUCUUUUCUGUCUGUCCGUAGCCCAUUCCACCAUUCUGCUGAGUGUCUUUUCUGUCUGUCCGUAGCCCAUUCCACCAUUCUGCUGAGUGUCUUUUCUGUCUGUCCGUAGCCCAUUCCACCAUUCUGCUGAGUGUCUUUUCUGUCUGUCCGUAGCCCAUUCCACCAUUCUGCUGAGUGUCUUUUCUGUCUGUCCGUAGCCCAUUCCACCAUUCUGCUGAGUGUCUUUUCUGUCUGUCCGUAGCCCAUUCCACCAUUCUGCUGAGUGUCUUUUCUGUCUGUCCGUAGCCCAUUCCACCAUUCUGCUGAGUGUCUUUUCUGUCUGUCCGUAGCCCAUUCCACCAUUCUGCUGAGUGUCUUUUCUGUCUGUCCGUAGCCCAUUCCACCAUUCUGCUGAGUGUCUUUUCUGUCUGUCCGUAGCCCAUUCCACCAUUCUGCUGAGUGUCUUUUCUGUCUGUCCGUAGCCCAUUCCACCAUUCUGCUGAGUGUCUUUUCUGUCUGUCCGUAGCCCAUUCCACCAUUCUGCGGAGUGUCUUUUCUGUCUGUCCGUAGCCCAUUCCACCAUUCUGCGGAGUGUCUUUUCUGUCUGUCCGUAGCCCAUUCCACCAUUCUGCUGAGUGUCUUUUCUGUCUGUCCGUAGCCCAUUCCACCAUUCUGCGGAGUGUCUUUUCUGUCUGUCCGUAGCCCAUUCCACCAUUCUGCUGAGUGUCUUUUCUGUCUGUCCGUAGCCCAUUCCACCAUUCUGCGGAGUGUCUUUGUAGUCAGGCUUUUCUGCAGUGUCAUUCUCUCAAGGUGUUUGUGCUUCAGUCCUCUUCUCUUCCACAGCUCUUCACUUCAAGCCUAAUUAGCUUUCCCCUCUUGAGGUAGAUAAUCGCUUGCGACAGCUUCCCCAAUCACUCUCCAUCUAGUAUCCUGAACCAGAGCAAAUAACAGGUCAACUUUGCAGCCAUGGAGACCUUCCUGUCUUGUCACCACCCCCCUUCUCUCCUACUCUUAACUGAUUGGCUCUUUGAUAGCAUCAGACGUGUUUUAAAAAUGUCCUCUCUGUAUAAACAAUGUUGUGCAGUAUUUUAUUUAUUUUGUCAUCUAUAUAUAUAUAUAUAUCGGAUCUAUUUUUACACCUGUUUGAUUUUCAUGGAUGUGUGUGUGUGUGUGAGGACAGAGUUUGGGAAGCGCUGGUUUAGGGUAGACCAACAAAGUGAGACUAAGAUUUGGGGUUAGAGGUUAGGAGUUGACCCAAUCACAAAUGUCUUUAUUUAUUUGGAUGAUUGAUUUAUUUUUGUUUCAGAUCUGUUAUUGAUGUCAUUGCUCUAGAUCUCUGUGAUCUCUUUUGUCGGUUUUUAAGACAAAGUGAGAGCAGACGUCGUAGAAUGUGUUCCCAUUUAAAAUGCUAUGUGUAACCUAACAUGGGCAUGGAAUGGCCUUAUUGUGAAGUCCUCUCCCACUCUCCCCCCAUUGGUAAUAUUAUGAUGUCCGUAUCACCACCCCCCAAUCCCAUGUGUUUCAACAGUGUCAGUUCCUCCAGUGUUAGUUUGGGUUUUUGCGUCAUCCAAAAACAUGAGAUGAAAUUAAUUUAUAUAUUUUUAGAUAGAAAAACCUGUACAAUAAAGUGGACUUUAACCUAAAAAGGGUCCAAUUUACUAAAUUCAUUUCAAGAGCGGAUAAGUUGACAGCUGCACCCACUGCCUUAACCCCCAGAUUCUGCUUUCAUAUUUCCAAACAGAGAAUUAAACGGCUUUUCAAGGAAGAUGAAACGUUGUACAGUAGACCAAUGUGUUGUAGAAAGUACUAGGUGAAAACAGAAUAUUUAUUACUUGCGUUGGAAGAAAUUGUUUACUUAUUGAAUGUUGUCUGUCUAAUGUAUAGCAGUUUAGAUGUAAUAAAAGGCAUUUUGUUAA
Messenger RNA from Salmo salar (Atlantic salmon), 8965 nucleotides. RefSeq names its product E3 SUMO-protein ligase PIAS1. Gene Ontology annotation, cellular component: chromatin. Lineage: Eukaryota; Metazoa; Chordata; Actinopteri; Salmoniformes; Salmonidae. Gene Ontology annotation, biological process: regulation of transcription by RNA polymerase II; protein sumoylation. The record is from RefSeq and is a predicted model, not a curated record. Gene Ontology annotation, molecular function: transcription coregulator activity; zinc ion binding; SUMO ligase activity.